GUUGAUUUUGGUGUUUUGGCAAUCACGCAUGGUUCAGAAUUAGCGACUUUUGUAAUUUGUAUAUGUGCUGUUCCUUAUCCUAUUUACCUCUAAAAGUUUCGUUAUUUCAUAUCUAUGUUUGCUGUUUAGUGACCUUACAAACUGUGAUUGACUCUUACGAUUUAUACUUUAGAGCUUUCACCGCAUUUAUUAGUUUACUUCUUCCCUCACGAAUUUAGGCCCUUUAUCAAGCAAUGAACUUGGGUAUGAGCGGCUUCGUCCGGCAGCCCUUAGCAGAGUCACCUCAAGCGAGCAUUUUUGCCAAUCCAUUAGCCACAGGAAUGGAUCGGUUUCCGUAUCCUAAUUCAAUGCCAAACAUGAGCGCACCAUCAAUGCCAUGGGCCCAGAUACCACCUAUCAAUGUUCCUUGGGGAAUCCCCCCCAACAAUCUUCCAGAUGUCAUCAGAUUUAAUGCAACCCCAAACAUAAACACUUUUCAACCGAUUCCGAGACCGAUCGAAAAUGGUGGAUUUCCAAGAGUACGAUUCACCAAACGAAAGACAAACAUAGAGCCAGAAAUACCAGCAAAAAUUCAUGUCACAGAUGAAAAAAUGGCAGCUCAUAUGAGUGAGAUGCAUAUUAGCAGUAAUUACACAUCACAUGAAACACCAGUCCAGCCAAAUUUUAGUUGUAGUAAUUUUGAAACAAAACAAUUCGGUGAUAAACUCACCAGUCUAAUUAGUGCAGAUGACAAAGAAGACAUAAAAAUACCAUCAAUAAAGCUGUGUGAAGAAUUGAGAAAGCUCAGCAAAACACCAAUCCUGCCUGAGCCACUCCUUCAAGUAGAAAAGCCAUGUCGAGCGCUUGUUUUGUGGAAACCUCCGCCUGGAGUAGUUGAAUCAAACAUAGCAACAAUAGCUAGCUCGUAUACUACCAAUAAUAAUUGUAGUGUUGUAACAUAUCAGACAUCCCCCACUUCAACUGUGACCAUCACAGAAUUAACUGAUGAAGACAAACCAGCCGAGUCUAUAGAGUGUGAUCCUAUUCCGUCAACAUCGACAGGGUUUAUGGAUUCAGCGCCUAUCUCAUCAAUCCCUGAGCCUAUAGACUACGAAAUGGAAUCGUAAUUGUUCCAAAAACGUGCAUUAAGACUCCUUUCUUGUGUUGUGGACUGAGUCUGAAGUGUCCCUUCUCCGUGCUGUUCUUUCCUUUUAUACUAUUUUAAGACUUAUCCCUGCCUAAGUAUUUUACUAUGUAAAAAGUUUCUCCUGGUGCAAAUAUUUAUAUGUACAAAGUGUAUAUUGGAUGUUAAAUUGAGCUGCCCUUAUAAAGAUGUCACUGCUUCAUCAAACAAAGUAAGUUUGAACUUUAAAGUUCAAAUCGUUGCAAUAACCACUUCUAUUCAUCUCUAGAUGUGUACCAGAUCAAUUACAGCAAACCCUCUGAAAAAUUAUGGGAAUAUUUAACAUUUUUAGAAAAAAAAAUGACAGCUUAAAGAUGCUGUUUCAAUAGAAGAUCAGGUCGAUCACGAAGUGAGUAAAAGCACGAUUAAAAGAAAAAAACUAAAAUUGUGAGGUUUUUAAAACUUUCUAGUUGUUUUUUCUUCUUCUUUAUCUAUAAUACGGGGAAAAAAAUCUCAUUUUUAAUUCAUUACUCUGAUUAUUUUAAAGCUGCUUCUGAAAAGUAUGAAAUAAGUGUUACAAGAAGAGAAGAAAAGUUAAGAAUCUUUCAAUGCCUUAUUGUACUCUAUGAGUGUGUAAUGAUUUAUGUGUAAAACUGACAGAUAUUCAUGGAUCCAUAAUUUUCAGUAAAUUUUUCCUCUAAUCAAAGUAAUAUCUAGUCCUCUAUAAUACUUACAGAUUUGACAAUCGUCUUUAUGAAAGUGAUGUCUCGUAAGUGCAGCUCCUACUUGGUUGAGGUUUAAUUAGUGAAAUUUUGCAACAAAUUUUGAUGUCUUAAUUUUUUAAGAAUGAGAUUAUGCUCAGUUUCGACAAAGGUCUGUGGACUUGCCUAUCAUACGUUUUUUUGUGAUCUUUUAGUUUUAAUCUUUUGUAUGAGAAGCUCAUUUUGUCGCUCAGCUGACAAAAGGGCGUAACUACACAUUUAGAUGAGCCGUGGAAAACAUUAAAUUGUGUGGACAAGGUUCAUUGUAGAAAUUAGAUACGCCCUUAUGUCAGGAGGGCAACAAUUUGCUAUAGCACCAUUUUCAAAAAUAGCAUAAUUUAAUUUUGUCAGCAACGAAUCGCUUGUAGAUUUCGUGAAAUUACAAUCCGAUUAAUUAAUUAAUAACUAUUUUGUCAGAGGAAUGACACUGCACAGACCAAGUACCGUCUGCGCAGCAUAAUGAUCAUGAGUUCAUUCAUUUCUACAAUAUACUGCCCUGCUAAUCCAGAAUUGUUUCUCUCCAAUGGGAAUGGGCACUAUUUGUUACUGUAGAUAUGCGCUUUUUGCCAACCACGGUAGUAUAGUCUUUCUCUCUCUUCAGUAACUGUAAUAUCUUUUAAAUGUCCAAGGAAAAAAGAAUUUGCCAAAAAUAAUUGUAUGUCUUCAUUUGGACUUUGAGUUGCUCAAAGUUAUUAAAUGCGAUUCAGCUAUCAGUAAAUAAUUUGUCUAAUAUGCGAAGGGUUCAUUUUACUCUACAUUUAUCUUGAUCUAUUUUCUAAGAGCAAUCUUUUCUUAGCAAAAAAUGUGUUCUCGGCCGUGUUGUGCUGUUUUUUUUUUCUUUCUUUUUUUCUUUAAUCGACUGGUCCACAAAAUUUGGUAACGAAUGAAUUUCUCUACUUGAAUAACUUGAAUUUAACUUUUUCAAGCAGCUUGAAAUCAAUGUCUCCCCUGUGUGAAAAUAGGGCAGCAACAACAUCCCAGCUGAACUUGCAAAAGCUGUUAGCAAGCCAAGUUGCCACUUGAAAAGUUAUUUUUACUUAAAAUUGUUUUAAGUUUUUGUUAUCUCUACCUGGAGGUCUGCCUAGGCCUAAGGGUACCCAACUAAAACUGUCUCAAUUAUCUCUUCCAAAUUGAUGUGAAGUUCAGAUUGCAUUAAGAAGAAUCAAUUUUUUUUACGUCUUGCACUUUCAUCUGUCAGAAUCAAGACUGAUCUUUGUAUGGCAUGUAUAUGAGAAUAUUUUGUAAUGUAUUUGUUAGUUGUUCCUCAAAAUUUUAAGGGUUUUAUCUUCCAAUCAUUUUUACGACUACAACAUUUUUUUUUGCAAAAUAAAGCAUUUAUACCGUUGUCUCCUA
Molecule: messenger RNA, 3216 nt
Organism: Bemisia tabaci
Lineage: Eukaryota; Metazoa; Arthropoda; Insecta; Hemiptera; Aleyrodidae
Source: RefSeq, a predicted model, not a curated record